This is a messenger RNA of Pecten maximus, 1571 nucleotides long. RefSeq lists its product as uncharacterized. The record is from RefSeq and is a predicted model, not a curated record. Lineage: Eukaryota; Metazoa; Mollusca; Bivalvia; Pectinida; Pectinidae. The transcript is spliced from 2 exons. Bases 161 to 1300 code for a protein of 379 amino acids.
GUUUGCAUGGGAAAGGCCCAUACGAGUUAAGACCUUCAACAGACCGGGAGAUUUAGCGGACACUUGUUUACUUGCAAUUAUACAGGAAAAAUGUAAGACAAUGGUGUUUUAUAAAGAAGAACCCUAGCAGGAAAAAGCAGGUGAGACUGGUUGAAGUGCCAUGUCAAAAGAAGGAUUGAUACGGAAGGUUUUGGCGGUCGUAGCGGUACUUGGAGCGAUUAAUCUGUUUGUAUUCCUUGUAUCAUGGAAAAGACUAAACACAAAACCUCAAUGUUCAUUUACUAGUUUUCUACAAAUGUCUGCGAAUUUCAUCUCUAGUAAUGGUCGACGCUCUGUAGCUGAACAUCUACCAGAUUCCUGUUCUCGCUCAUUUCUAGACCAGGAGGAAUCUUCUAUCAACAACUUCCGUAAAGCCAUCAGAGAUUUGAUUCACGAAUGCAAUUCAAGGAGGCUAUUGUUAUCGCCACAUCGGGAAAUCUCAAACCAGCCAAUUCUCACAUUAUUUACGUCAUGGAAAGACGAAAAACAUGUGCAAGAAGUUCAUAAAAAAACAUUAGCGAACUGGAGCAGAUUUUUACCAAAGUUUAACCUGGUUAUGUUUACAAAUGAUAGUGUUGUGUCGGCUCAAGCAAAGGAUUAUGGGUGGACAACGUAUCCUAUCAUGCAUCACGCCGCUGGUGGCGCCCCGGUCUUAAAGACCAUGUUUCAGACUGUCAUAUCUAACAUAAACUCAACAUUUUAUGGCUAUGCCAAUAGCGAUAUCUUAUUUACAGAUGCAUUAUCGGAUUCCCUUUAUUUGAUUGCAGAGAAAUUCAAAUCUCCGACAUCUGUGUUUAUAUCCGGUAUCAGGACAAAUGUAAUGAAUGUAUCCCUAAAAGAAGCUGCGUCAUUUCCAAAUAUAGCCGCAGCAGCCACGGUACGUGGCAAACUUUUCGAAAUCCAUUCUGCUGACUACUUUCUUACAACAAAAUGGUUUCCAUGGGCCGAUAUCCCCCCACUUGUGAUUGGUCGACGCGCUUAUGAUAACUACAUAAUAUCUCAUGCGCGAAAAAUUAAAGCUACCGUCAUUGAUGCGACGGAAACAAUUCCUGCCAUUCACCAGACGACAGCAAAAGGCAACCAGGAAGGUAUAACACGUCCGGAUGCAGAUUACAACGAUCACUAUCUUGUCAGACUUGGUAUUACUCCAAAAUACGAAAGCGGAUUCGUAACAUGUGCAGAGUGGAAAUUGUAUGAGUCCCUUUGCGGUGAUAUAGACAUUAUUCAUAGACAAUCAUUGCCAAAAUAUUGUGUUCAGUAGUUAACUUUAUAUGUUUUCUCUUUAUAAGAAUUUAUCGGUUCAUUCUAGACUGAUAGCUAUUGUGCUUUCACUUAUCAGAAUAUCCACAUGUUUUUAGUUGCAUACAAUGCUAAAACAAGCUUAUAUUUUUACGUUGUUUCAUCUUUUAAAUUGGAAGUACGUGUAUACUUUUGUAUUAUUUAGUCUAUGACAAUGCUUUAUUGUGCCAUGUUUGAACUGUAUCCCAUCGAAGUGUGAUCUGAUAAUAUAAACAUACAUUAUUACUUUUGUU